CCCCGCCUAGUCCCUGACUGCAGCGAGGUCCCCGCCGGCUGGGGGGUUAUGAAUGGGUGCAGCGGAAGCACCGCCCACCCCGGACGUGACGCUUGGCCAAUGGCAGAGCCGGCUGCGUGGAUAGAUGAGGUCAGCGCUGUCGUGUCGGGAAUGGAAUGUGUAAGUGUAACAUUCAGAACCGGGUAACAUUCGGCGAUCGAACUCCGCGAUCGGCAACGUUCGAACGGGGCUGGGCGGGGGAGGGGGGCGGCCAGGGAACCUCGCCGGGAUUUGCAGCUCGGUGCAGCGACUGACUAGGGGGAGGAGGUGCCGCCUCCGACGCCGCCGCCGCCGCCGCUGCUCGUGUUGCUGCUGCUGCUGCUGCUGCUGCCGCCGCCGCCACCACCAGCACCACCACCGCCGCCGAAGCCGCUGCUGCUGCUCCUCUGUCCCGGGGGCCAUUCACAGAGAUCGGAGGAGUAAACACCACCAGAGUCUUGGAUCCGCUGCAGAAGGGAAUCCAGAGAAAUGCAGGGAUUUGUAAGGUUACGGCGCUCGAGCUGGAAGAUGUAAUUCGCUGUAUGAGCCGGUUGGGAUCUGCUGACUUGUUGGAAGCCGGAGUGCUUUGCAUGAGUGUGUUGAUGAGUUGAAGUUACUGCACCGGUGCUCCUUUUCAACACUACCGAGGGGAAUUCUGGAGGCGAGGAAAUCACUUAAGUCUAGCCAUUGAUUGGAUAUCGGGAGCUUUUUUUUUCUCCCCCCCCUUUUUUUUUUCUUCUCCCUUCUUUCCUCCGUCUUGUUGCAUGCAAAAAAAUUACAGUCCUUGGCUGCCCACACCGGGUGCGAAUUAUUCGGCUACACUCUCUCCCCUCUAUUGUGCAACCCAAAGAUGAAAGACAGAAGGGGAGAAAGUUAAAGAAAUCGCCCACAUGCGCUGGAUCAGUCCACGGCUUUGGGAAAGGAAUAAAGAGAAGGUGGUAGAAGAGAGUUUGAAGUCUUUACAGGCGGGAAGAUGGCGGACUGGAGCUGAAAGUGUUGAUUGGGAAACUUGGGUGAUUCUUGUGUUUAUUUACAAUUAUCUUGACCCAGGCAGGACACAUGCAGGCCAAAAAACGCUAUUUCAUCCUGCUCUCAGCUGGUACUUGUCUCGUCCUUUUGUUUUAUUUCGGAGGCUUGCAGUUUAGGGCAUCCAGAAACCAAAGCAGGAGAGAGGAACACAGUAGUAGGAAUGGCUUGCACCACACUAGUCCGGAUCAUUUUUGGCCCCAGUUCCCGGAUGCUUUGCGCCCUUUCAUUCCUUGGGAUCAAUUGGAAAACGAAGAUGACAACGUGCCCAUUUCCCCUAAGCAGAAGCGAGACGGUAAUUCCAGCAUCUACAAAGGCAAGAGGUGUCGCAUGGAAUCCUGCUUCGAUUUCACCCUUUGCAAGAAAAACGGCUUCAAAGUCUACGUCUACCCGCAGCAGAAAGGGGAGAAAAUCGCAGAAAGUUACCAAAAUAUUUUAGCAGCCAUUGAGGGCUCCAGGUUUUACACUUCUGAUCCCAGCCAGGCGUGCCUCUUUGUCCUGAGCUUGGAUACUUUAGACAGAGACCAAUUGUCACCUCAGUAUGUGCACAAUUUGAAAUCAAAAGUGCAGAGUCUCCACUUGUGGAACAAUGGUAGAAAUCAUUUAAUUUUUAAUUUAUAUUCUGGCACCUGGCCUGACUACACUGAAGAUGUGGGGUUUGACAUUGGCCAGGCAAUGCUGGCCAAAGCCAGCAUCAGUACUGAAAACUUCAGACCUAAUUUUGAUGUUUCUAUUCCCCUCUUUUCUAAGGAUCAUCCCAGGACAGGAGGGGAGAAGGGAUUUUUGAGGUUUAACACUAUCCCUCCUCUCAGGAAGUACAUGUUGGUAUUCAAGGGGAAAAGGUACCUGACAGGGAUUGGGUCAGACACCAGGAAUGCCUUAUAUCACGUCCAUAACGGGGAGGAUGUGGUUCUCUUAACCACCUGCAAGCAUGGCAAAGACUGGCAAAAGCACAAGGACUCUCGUUGUGACAAAGACAACACAGAAUACGAAAAGUAUGAUUAUCGAGAAAUGCUGCACAAUGCCACUUUCUGUCUGGUUCCCCGUGGCCGCAGGCUUGGCUCCUUUAGGUUUCUGGAGGCACUGCAGGCUGCCUGCGUCCCAGUGAUGCUGAGCAAUGGGUGGGAGUUACCAUUCUCCGAAGUGAUUGAUUGGAACCAAGCUGCCAUCAUUGGGGAUGAGAGAUUGUUAUUACAGAUUCCUUCUACAAUCAGGUCUAUCCAUCAGGAUAAAAUCCUAGCACUUAGACAACAGACACAGUUCUUGUGGGAGGCUUAUUUUUCUUCAGUUGAGAAGAUUGUAUUAACUACACUAGAGAUUAUUCAGGACAGAAUAUUCAAGCACAUAUCACGUAACAGCUUAAUAUGGAACAAACAUCCUGGAGGGCUGUUCGUACUGCCACAGUAUUCAUCGUAUCUGGGAGAUUUCCCUUACUACUAUGCUAAUCUAGGUUUAAAGCCCCCUUCCAAAUUUACUGCAGUCAUCCAUGCAGUGACCCCCUUGGUCUCUCAAUCUCAGCCAGUGUUGAAACUCCUAGUUGCUGCAGCCAAGUCUCAGUACUGUGCCCAGAUUAUAGUUCUAUGGAAUUGUGACAAACCCCUGCCAGCCAAGCACCGCUGGCCUGCCACUCCCGUGCCUGUCAUCGUCAUCGAAGGAGAAAGCAAGGUCAUGAGCAGUCGUUUUCUGCCCUAUGACAACAUUGUCACAGAUGCAGUCCUAAGCCUUGAUGAAGACACUGUGCUUUCAACUACUGAGGUGGAUUUUGCCUUUACAGUGUGGCAGAGUUUUCCAGAGAGGAUUGUAGGGUACCCAGCUCGCAGCCAUUUCUGGGAUAACACUAAAGAACGGUGGGGUUACACGUCUAAGUGGACUAAUGACUAUUCCAUGGUAUUGACAGGAGCUGCUAUUUACCACAAAUAUUAUCACUACCUGUACACUCAUUAUCUGCCAGCCAGCCUGAAGAAUAUGGUGGACCAGCUGGCCAACUGUGAGGACAUUCUGAUGAACUUCCUUGUGUCAGCUGUGACGAAACUGCCUCCAAUCAAAGUGACCCAGAAAAAACAGUACAAAGAGACAAUGAUGGGGCAGACUUCUCGAGCUUCUCGUUGGGCUGACCCGGACCACUUUGCCCAGAGACAGAGCUGCAUGAAUACAUUUGCCAGCUGGUUUGGCUACAUGCCGCUGAGCCAUUCCCAGAUGAGGCUCGACCCUGUUCUCUUUAAAGACCAGGUCUCCAUCUUGAGGAAGAAAUACCGAGACAUCGAGCGACUUUGAGAAGGAAGUCCUGCCAAGUGGGGAGAGGGGAAGGGAGAAAGGACUGGGGUCAAGCUGCUCUCUCUUCCCAGUGCAGAUCCGCUGGCAUGCGGAGCUAGACUGUGCCAAGUAACAGAAAACACACACACACACACACACACACACACACACACAACAAAACAGAAGAACUUAGACGAACAGAACUAAAAGGCCAAGGGGAACUUGACUCCCUGCUCCUGGGAUUGAUUGCACUGGACUGCAAACUCACCUCACAGGCUUCUGUGUCCCAAGACUAGGUUGUGUACAGUUUAAUUAUGGAACAUUAAAUAAUUAUUUUUGAAAUGAUUGCUAUGCAGGUUUAAACUUUUUUAAUGAUCAAAACUAUUAAAAAUCAGAGUUCUUUCUUUAAUCAAAA
Messenger RNA from Monodelphis domestica (gray short-tailed opossum), 3712 nucleotides. It is a transcript of the gene EXT1, whose product is annotated as exostosin glycosyltransferase 1. The record is from RefSeq and is a predicted model, not a curated record. Gene Ontology annotation, cellular component: membrane. NCBI's taxonomy places the organism in Eukaryota, Metazoa, Chordata, Mammalia, Didelphimorphia, Didelphidae. Gene Ontology annotation, molecular function: glycosyltransferase activity.